AACUUGCGGAUAGCUCGUCGUCUCAAGGCUCAGUCAAGCUACAACACACUAUCAGCAAGCUUCAAUCGCUCUUUUCCUCCUGCUGCGCGUGCUUGGGUAGCCAGACGGGAUCAGCCAGCACAACUCACCAAGAGGAUCAAGUCAGCGAACCCGGCAGCGACAAUGUUCGCCCAAAUUCAGAAGGCUCGCGACGAUUUAUGGAACUGGCUCUUUAACGAUCCACGCAAGGACCCGGAGAUGCCGCCACAUAUCACUAUUCUGAACAGUAUAAGCGAGGGUACAUUCGGUGAUGUAUGGAAGGCGAACUUCCGGACUGCGCGGAAUGAAGACGUGACUGUAGCGAUUAAGGUUCCCAGCAAAAAGGUGCGUGACCGUCCCGAAGUUAUGCGCUCCUUUGCGCAGGAGAGCACCACGCACAGAAAUCUCUAUCACAAGAACAUCAUCCGCGUGUACACCACUGGCACCUACAAGCAUCUACCGUACAUAGUCAUGGAAUUGGCAAGUAACAAAAGUCUUGAUUGCUACGCAAGAUCCGUAUCGCACUUAGCUGCCUAUAGCGAUGGUACAAAGCUGUGUAGGAUGUGUGCAGGUGUCGCUGCAGGUAUGGAGUAUCUAGAGUCUCUCAGAAUGCUUCAUCGCGACUUAGCAGCCAAGAAUAUCCUCGUUACAUCCGACCAUACAUGCAAAAUCGCCGACUUCGGCUUUUCGAGGAAGAUGCAGAAGCAUUAUGUCCAGGGACCUCGCUCUUGGACCAGCGAGUAUAUGUACUUCGCGUCCAAUCCAAACAUGCUUUUGCCUAUCCGUUGGACUGCGCCCGAGGUUUUCACCGGUCUAGCUACAAUCAAAUCGGAUGUCUGGAGUUUCGGUGUGGUUCUUUGGGAAGUCAUGUCAUUCGGCAAGAUUCCCUUCGGCGAAUUAAAUCUCUCCGACCCGACUAAUUUCUUGAAAACACUCGACCGGGGAGGUCGUCUCCGGCAGACUGCUCGAUGCCGUGAUGAUGUGUAUCGCUUAAUGUGCGCCACUUGGGAACAGAAGCCUUCGGAUCGACCCAGCUUCAGUGUAAUCCGCACUCAUCUUGAAGCCAUGGCUCGUACCAGAGACGGAACUGUGGCUGGACGAGUAGCAGCUCCAGUUGCCGUCCGGCCCACUGCGGUUAGCGGGGCUCGUCGACGUUUUCCCGCUGCAAGUGGACGCGGAGGGGGGCAGCCGAGAGUCUCCAUUGUCUACGUAUCACACCUAGACUGGAGAGGUGCAUACUGUGCAGGAGGUAGGGGUUUGAAAAUCACAACAGAAUACACACGUCACACAGCUAAAACCGCCAAGGCUAGAUUUUGUGGCCUACACAAUAGCAAGCGCUCAGCGAGGACCCUCCAACAGCCUUCAGACGACCAGCCACCACACGACUCCCUCUUUCUCUAUUGUCAAUCCAGGAAGACAGGAUCAACUCUCGCUAACAACGAUAGAAUGUUUCAAGGACAGCCGCCACCCAAACCUAGGGUUCCUUCGUCCAUUACCCUGCAAAGGAAGCUUGGCAGUGGUAGUUUCGGCGAUGUCUGGAAAGCAUCUUGGAAAUCCCCGGCAUUCGGUACGAAGACUGUAGCAGUCAAGGUCCCCAACCGGUUUGUGCGAACUCACCCCGAACUCCUGCUCUCGUUUAUGCACGAAAGUAGCAUUGCCAAGGGACUCAAUCAUAAGAACGUUGUCAGUGUGUAUGAGGUGGGUACCUUAGCACGUCCCUGCAUUAUAAUGGAACUGGCAGCAUUCGGUAGCCUGAACUUGUACGUGAGACGAUUCGAAAGAUCACUUGCGCAUCGCGACGGUAGCAAACUGUGCAAGAUGUGCGCUAGUGCUGCUGCGGGCAUGGAAUAUCUAGAGUCUCGCAGACUGCUUCAUCGCGAUCUAGCCGGUAGAAAUAUCCUCGUUGCCUCAGACGAGACCUGCAAGAUCACUGACUUUGGCCUGACGAAGAAGAUGUUGAAACACAUGUAUCCCACAUCCAGCUCGCUCAGCUCUGCGACCAGCGAGUAUAUGUACAUCGCGUCCAAUCCAAACAUGCCUUUGCCAAUCCGUUGGGCGGCGCCGGAGGUGUUUAGUGGACAAGCCACUAUCAAGUCCGACGUAUGGAGCUUCGGCGUGGUUCUCUGGGAAGUGAUGUCGUUCGGUAAAAUACCUUACAUUGAACACCCCUCUGCCAAUAAUCCCAUACUCCAUAAUGACUUUCUCCACCGGGGCGAGCGGCUGCAAAGGCCCGGACAUUGCCGCCUCGAUAUCUAUCGGCUGAUGCGCGAGACCUGGGCAUUGAAACCAUCGGAUCGACCCAGCUUCAGUUCGAUUCGCACACGCCUUGAAGCAUUGGCACGAAGUGGCGACAGUGGAGGGGCUGGAGUCGUGAGACCGCAGGCGGCACCAGCAGCAGCAGCACGAAGGGCUACGCCAAGACCACCAACAGUGCGUCGUGCUGCUGAUGGUCUUCUUGGCGGCAGGGCUCCGGCUAGAGGAGCAGCCUGGGGCACGUUCUGAGUCGGUAGCACUUCCGCCGCGGACUGUCGCACUUGAGACGGGCCUGCUGUAUAGCCAAAUCACCUGCGGCCAAUGCCGGUAUCCAGUCCGCAGGCACGGUAGCGUGUUCCGCUCCCUACAAAAAAAAACUGUACAUCGUGCAUCAGCCAUCUGUCUCACGUACGGCAACCGACGAACAGUAUCAGUGCUGUUGUUCUCGAUACGAGCUAUUCCACCCUCUAGUUGUUGAUUAGCCUUUUGCUUUUGAUGUUUUUCUUCAACCUUCUUGUACUGCUAAAGCAACAGAGGUAUUUUAAUACUGUAGAGAAUCAGGGUUGCUGCCAUCCUGGACCAUUGGACCACGAACUUUCUGACUGAACACUGCACUCGAAAUUGAUUUGUGUACAUGACUAUCCGAAUCCCUUCCUACUAAUCUAAGACUGGGAAAUAUUUCAUACAGUAAGAUUUUCGUGACAGUGUUUACGUGUGCUAUCCCGAUUGUCUAGUGCUUCAAAGAUCCUUGUGUUUCCUUGAAUUUCAUUAUGGCAAUUCCUUACGAUUUUUUCAAAUUUGCGAUUUCCAUGGAUUCGUGUUUUUAACAGAUCGAUCCAACACUGCACACACUCUGAUUGAAAUACUACAUUGCAACUACUUCGAAGCACAUGUAACUACCUAGAUAAACCUUGUUUUAGUUCACACAAUAAUCAUAAUGUCAUGUUGUUGGUUUGACAGCAUGAAACAAGGUAGAGGACACCGUGUUCGGAAACAGUACAACCAUCCACGGUUGGUAGAGCCCCGUCUGGUGAGAUCAUCUGAACCGAUUAAUUAAAGCCUAGAAUAAAGAGGGUCAGAACCGGGUUUAACAUACGGUUCAGAUGGUCUCAACAGACUGGGGCUCUACCAACCGUGGAUGGUUGUAGAAAGG
Molecule: messenger RNA, 3424 nt
Organism: Sycon ciliatum
Lineage: Eukaryota; Metazoa; Porifera; Calcarea; Leucosolenida; Sycettidae
Exons: 2
Coding region: 163-2520 (785 amino acids)
Biological process (GO): protein phosphorylation
Molecular function (GO): protein tyrosine kinase activity; ATP binding
Source: RefSeq, a predicted model, not a curated record